Amoebophrya sp. A25 is the source of this 1486-nucleotide messenger RNA. The record is from the annotation of a GenBank genome assembly. Lineage: Eukaryota; Dinophyceae; Syndiniales; Amoebophryaceae.
GCUACGUCUACAGGAGGAUGUGAUGCCACUUCUGUAGAACAAGGUAGAUUCCAUGAAGCUACGUCUGCAGGAGGUGAUGCCACUUCUGCAGAAAGUGUGCCUCUUGCAGCUAAUGCCAGUACUCAUUCCAGUAUUCUUCUUUCCACGCGGGACUAGAGCAAAGUUUUUCGUGUUUACCUUUCUUGGAGUGGAAGAAGACCCUCUUGGAGUCGAAGAUGCUGCUUUCAUCCUCACUUCUGCUGCUUUUGAAGGCAUUGAAAGCAGUAAAAGUGAGGAUGAGCUCCUCGGGAAGACUAAAGUCUAAGGGGCAAGUAGAGGUACCUCGUCCAGCAGGGUCGUGGUUUCAUCGCUUGUCGCAGCUUCAUCAAUAACAGGUCGAAGGCGGAGCAGGAACAGCCAAGAAGAACUUCUCUCGAAAGUAGCAGAAGACCUCCAACUGUUCUUGGAUGGUGAGGACAUCAGUUCCAAAACCCUUCUGGGUGAGGCAGCCCUUUUUCAAGAGUCUGCUUCGAUCGAUGAUCGCAUCUUGCGAGAGAUGAACGAAGGUGAAGUUGAUGAAGGUGGACACGAAGACGAAUUUUUUUCAAGAAUUGAAGAUGAUGCGUAUGCUUUAACGACGAGGAGUGACGAGGACCCCACCACUUUAUUGCUAGAAGUUGGACAUCGAACUUUAAAUAUGCAGUUGCCAGGUCGUGGGGGAGAAAUUUUUGGUGUGAAAAUAGGUGAUAGAAGGCGGAUGCUGGGUGGCCCAGGACGAGGUCUGCACAACUUUCUUACCAUCCCGUCUGUUCAAUCCGUGCGGUGGUUCGCAUCUAAAGAAGCGGAUUGCUCGUUCCUUGAAAAUAUAUCAAAAGGUGCCUCUCAACCUGAGUUAAGCGAGCAGGGUUAUACGGACUAAUUUCUUAUUUUCACAGUAUAUGUUGAUGAUUCCUUAAUAUAGAACUUGACAAAUAACUCGGAAACAGACCGAAGAAAGAGAUAGAGAAACUCCGACACAGAAAAAAUAACUGCCUCAACAUUCUUAUGAUGUAUGACAAAAUUUACAAUACGAAUAGAUACUCUCUAUAGGAAGUAGCGUGCAGCGUUAAGAACAAGAUGGGUAAGCAAAAGGUCACUAGUUGUAUUGUGGACCUCGUUGUGACACUGCCAUUGAUUAGCUUAGAUAACUGGCAUGGGUAGGUACAUCAUGAUCCGUAGGGCUAGAGAAUCUACUUGACGAGCUACCUUGAGAUGAUAGCGCAAUCUAGCCUUUCAUCGUUUUAAAGAGCUACAGCAUAGACCACUCGUCCCCAAAGUAUGGCGAGCGCAAGAACUAUUACAUGCCUAAAAGCUAGGACCACAGUAUGAGAAACAAACAUGAGACAAAGAAAAACGCUAAAGAUGCUAAUUUGAUUGCGGUGGUCACAACACACAUGAUGGCAAACGAUCUUCGCAAGAUAGAUAAGCUAAAUGCAGACUAAAAACACCUGAAAAUGUGACUCCAGCC